Sceloporus undulatus (fence lizard) is the source of this 2791-nucleotide messenger RNA. It is a transcript of the gene UGP2, whose product is annotated as UDP-glucose pyrophosphorylase 2. The record is from RefSeq and is a predicted model, not a curated record. Gene Ontology annotation, molecular function: UTP:glucose-1-phosphate uridylyltransferase activity. The transcript is spliced from 10 exons. Lineage: Eukaryota; Metazoa; Chordata; Lepidosauria; Squamata; Phrynosomatidae. The coding region runs from base 478 to 2004 and encodes 508 amino acids. Gene Ontology annotation, biological process: glycogen metabolic process; UDP-alpha-D-glucose metabolic process. Gene Ontology annotation, cellular component: cytoplasm.
CUCGUAGCCAGAGCUCCUCCGAGUCAUUUAUUUCCAAGGACAGAUGUAGGAAGGAGAGGAUCAGGAGGAAACCAGGCAGACUCUGGAGCCGCCUAGAAUUCCUUUGCUGGAGAGGAGAAGAAAGGAAAGGAAAGGAAAGGAAAGAGAGGGAUCCUUUUUGGGGAGGCAUUUAUUUUCAUUUCAUUUUUAAACACACACCUAAAACCCUCACUUUUCCAAUCACCAAUACUUUGCAAUCAACACCAGCUCUUCUGCCACCAGAAAGGGCAGCAAGAACAACCACAAAAAAGGCCUCCUUCUUGUGUUGUUGUUUUUUGUUUUUUUCCUGAGGUUGCCUUGUAGAUUUUUUUCCCCUUUGUGUAUGUGUGAUUUUUGUGUCUAGGGGGAGAAGAGAAAGAGUGUCUUAAUUUUUCUAUAUUUUGUAAAAAAAAAAGCCAAACCAAACCGAGAGUAUUUAUUUUCAUUAAAAGAUCCAAAAUGUCGUCACUGGCAAAAGAUUUUAGCAAAGCAAUGUCUCAGGCUGGUACUUCCCCAUUCCAGGAAGCAAUUAGACAAGAGCUGGAAUAUGCCAUGAAAGUGGAAUUGGAUAAAAUACUUGCAACUGCACCACAGAAUGAACUGGAGCACACUAAGAAAGACCUGGAAGGGUUUAAAAAGCUCUUUCACAGAUUCUUACAAGAAAAGGGACCUUCUGUGGACUGGGGGAAGAUUCAGAGACCUCCAGAAGAUUCUAUACAGCCCUAUGAGAAGAUAAAAGCCAGGGGUUUACCUGAUAGCAUUGCUUCAGUUUUGAACAAGCUGGUUGUAGUGAAACUCAAUGGUGGCUUGGGCACCAGUAUGGGGUGUAAAGGCCCCAAAAGCCUUAUUGGUGUGCGGAAUGAGAAUACCUUCCUGGAUCUGACAGUUCAGCAGAUUGAGGAUCUAAAUAAAACCUACAAUACAGAUGUUCCUCUAGUUCUAAUGAACUCCUUCAACACUGAUGAAGACACAAAAAAAAUCUUGCAAAAAUACAGCCAUAGUCGUGUGAAAAUCUACACUUUCAACCAAAGCAGGUACCCACGAAUUAAUAAGGAAUCUUUACUACCAAUAGCAAAAGAUGUAUCUUAUUCUGGAGAGAAUACAGAGGCUUGGUAUCCUCCAGGCCAUGGCGACAUCUAUGCAAGUUUUUAUAAUUCUGGAUUGCUGGAUAAUUUUAUUGGUGAGGGGAAGGAGUAUAUUUUUGUGUCCAACAUAGAUAAUCUUGGUGCCACUGUCGAUCUCUACAUUCUUAACCACCUCAUGAAUCCACCCAAUGGAAAACGGUGUGAAUUUGUUAUGGAGGUCACCAAUAAAACAAGGGCAGAUGUUAAGGGUGGCACACUUACACAGUAUGAAAACAAACUGAGACUGGUGGAAAUAGCUCAGGUGCCAAAAGCACAUGUUGAUGAAUUCAAGUCUGUUUCAAAAUUCAAGAUAUUCAAUACAAAUAACCUAUGGAUUUCAUUAUCUGCAAUUAAACGUUUGCAGGAGCAAAACGCUAUUGAUAUGGAAAUUAUUGUUAAUCCAAAGACUUUAGAUGGUGGUUUAAAUGUUAUUCAGCUGGAGACUGCUGUUGGUGCUGCUAUUAAAAGUUUUGAGAAUUCUUUGGGAAUCAAUGUGCCUCGUAGCCGUUUCCUGCCUGUUAAGACCACAUCUGAUCUUCUACUUGUGAUGUCUAAUCUAUAUAGCCUUCACGCUGGAUCUUUAACAAUGAGUGAGAAAAGGGAAUUUCCUACUGUGCCACUGGUUAAACUGGGAAGCUCUUUCACCAAGGUUCAAGAUUACCUGAGGAGAUUUGAAAGUAUCCCGGAUAUGCUUGAAUUGGAUCAUCUGACCGUCUCAGGCGAUGUUACCUUUGGCAAAAAUGUUGCAUUAAAGGGAACAGUCAUCAUUAUUGCGAACCAUGGUGACAGGAUAGAUAUCCCACCAGGAGCAGUACUGGAGAACAAAAUAGUCUCUGGCAAUCUUCGGAUCCUGGACCACUGAAGUGAUGCAACCUGGUAAUAGUGGUUGGUGGCCAUCUCCUAGAACUUCUCAAGUGGAAGAACCCAUAGGCAUUAGAAUUGUACACAGGGGUCUACUUAGCUUAAUCACACACUGUACCCACAGUAUUAUUUUCUAAGUAGUUUUUCUGUAUUUUCUUCUAUUUGAAAAAAAAACAUUUGAGAUGCAAAUCUUUAGAUUAUACUGAACUACAGAAUCAUUAAAGUGCAAUAUUGUUUGUCUUAAGAAAAGACAGGCAGCUCUUGUGUAAGAAGUUUAACAUGUUAACAUGUAAUGUUCAAUACGUUUUAAGUUGCUAGUAAUUAAAAAAGCUGUGAAGCAAUAUGCUGUUAAGUGCAACAAUUCUAUGAAGUAUACCCAGAUGUUUUACUAUCAAGACAAGUAAAUUGUUGAAAGGUACACUACGUAACUCUUAACAUUAUUGCCUACUGUUAAUAUUUCAAGCUAUACCAUUCUGUGCCAUUCAUAGUUCCAUAUCUCACUUUCACUGUGCUCUAAGGAUGGAGUUAUUGCUCUCUUGCAUUUACCCAAAGAAAAGACAUCUACAAGAAACAUCUGAACGGUUACGUCUGUCACCAUUACACCACCCCCAUCAUCUAGCAUUUCUCUAACUAUUAAGAGCACCAUUUUACUUUUCAGUAUGGAAAAGAUCACUUCUGCAGCAUAUUCAUGUUUAUACAGUUGAAAUUGUGCGUUGACACAGAUGUGGAAACAAAAUUCCACAUGAAUGUGUACAAGUACUGAAAUAAAGAGUAUCAAUUUAUCUGGA